CGUCACCACAGUGACUACAGAUGAUGAGGCAGCCUGCGCGCUCCCGUCGUCUCCUAGCAACGAAUGAAGCCAAGAUGGCGGCCGAGAUGAUAGAAGAACAGAUGCAGCAACGUGCGUACAAGACGGACUCUGAUGUGUCUGAGCUGUACCUAGGCAGAAAGGGACUGAGAGAAGUCGCUGAUCUAUCAAGGUUUCGUAUGUUAAAAUAUUUAUGGCUUAACCAUAACAAGAUAUCAAGGAUCAAUGUUCUAGGCAAUAAUUUCCGGCUGUCGGAGCUAUACCUGAACAACAAUGAGCUGUGUGAUAUCACAGGUUCUCUUAAGCAUUUAACCUCAUUGCACACCCUGAUGCUCAAUGGCAAUCAUCUCACAAAGCUGCAAGCGACUGUAAAGGAACUGAAGGGAAUGAGUAACCUCCGUAUUUUAAACUUAUUCCAUAACCCGCUGGAGCAGGACGUAGGCUACCGACCGUACGUCAUACACCACCUUCCUUCAGUGCAGAUUCUCGAUCGCGAGCAUGUGAAACAUAAAGAAAGAGAAGAUGCGUUCAAGCUCUUUAACCUGGAGAGGACGGCCGUGAUGCAGUCGCUGGGCUUCGGGAGAAGAACGCACUCUGUUCUCAGCAGCCGACACAGCGCACAGAGCUCCGCAGCCCGACACUCAUCUCAGCUCUCACGAGAUCGGGCUAUGACAUGCAAGGCAAGCAGCAAAGACUUGCAUAAUUUAGAAGAUAAAGUCUUACUAAGGUCGUACCAAAGAUCCAUUAUGCAGUUUACACUCUUGGAUUGGAGAACAGUCCCACCCUUAAAACAUCAACGCAGCAAAGAUCAGCCCAAAGAACUGCCUCAAUUAAUAACGGUUGUGUUUCGGUAAUGACGAGCAGAAAGAGGCGAGUCUGAGGGUGACCAGAGUUCCUCCCUUACCCAGUAUAACAAGCAUCAAUAUCCACAGUGUUCCUUCCCUUACUAUUACUGUCACCACAGUAACACUGAAAGCCCCGUGCUGUUUGGAACUAUGACUCCCAGUAUGCAUUGCAAGCCUAAAGGAUUAAACAUGCUCACAAACUCGGGAUCCGGUCUGAAGAUCGACAGUGUCUAGGUCGACAAUGUUUAGGUCGACCACUAUAGGUCAACA
Pseudophryne corroboree (corroboree frog) is the source of this 1133-nucleotide messenger RNA. It is a transcript of the gene LRRC72, whose product is annotated as leucine rich repeat containing 72. NCBI's taxonomy places the organism in Eukaryota, Metazoa, Chordata, Amphibia, Anura, Myobatrachidae. The transcript has 9 exons. The coding region runs from base 21 to 872 and encodes 283 amino acids. The record is from RefSeq and is a predicted model, not a curated record. Gene Ontology annotation, molecular function: protein binding.